AGCACCCAUGGCGCGCGCCACUUCCAGCUGUCAAACCAGGAACAUUUACCAGUUUAUUUAGUUUUCAGCCCGUUGAAAGUCUAACAGUUGUAAAUAACAAUGGGAAUAGUCCUAUCUAGAUUUCGGAAAAAGAAAUCUACAAUAGAAAUCUUGGAGCAAGUUGACCAGGACAUAAAAAGACUUGAACAGUUUAAAAGAAAGAAUCAAGAGCGUCAGAAGUGGUUUAUCGCAAAACUUCUUCUUUAUUCUAUUCUGCUGUAUGUUGUAUCGGCUUUAGUUUUCUACUUUUACUACUUCCCAGAAAAAUGGAAGGACAGGCUGCUGUAUUCUAUACCAUUACUGUUGUUUCCAGUAGUGAUAUGGUGUGUAAAGAAAGUUUUACAUUGGUACUUUAUAAAAAGAAUUGCUAAAAAUGAUCUCGCUUUGGAAGAGCUCAGGGAAAAGAAGAAGCAAAUAUUGGAAGAUGUGAUGGAGACAGAGACAUACAAGAAAGCAAGGGAAAUCUUGGAAAAGUUUGAUCCUGCCAGGUUUAAAGAAUUAGAGGCUCCAAAAGAAACACCAGCAAAGCCUACACCUGGUACAGAGUUAAGGCAAAGACAAUUUGCUCAGCGUACAUCACCAGGUUCUCAGCCUAGACCAGGUGUAACACCUGGUUACCCAGGUAUGACACCUAUGAGGCCACAGCAAGGACCGGGGUCAAAUAUCAGGCCUGGAAUGACACCAUAUGGUCCAAGAGGAAGUGCUCAAGGCAUCCAGCCAAGAAAUUUGAUGAAUUCUCCCCAGAUAAAUGGUGGAACCUCACAAGGUCCACCCCUACCGCGACCAGUGUUACCACGGGAGAGAGGGACCAUGGACAGGUUAUUGGAAUACCUGGUGGGUGAUGGCCCACAGAAUAGAUAUGCUUUAAUAUGUGUCAACUGCUCCUCUCAUAAUGGUAUGGCAAUGAAGGAGGAAUUUGAGUACAUAACGUUUCGCUGCUGUUACUGCUACAGUGUGAACCCAGCCAAGAAGAAGAGACCAUAUGCCCCUAGAAUAGAACCACCAACACCAGCUCCAAAGGUCCAAGCCACAUCUAGCAAAG
Molecule: messenger RNA, 1081 nt
Organism: Ruditapes philippinarum (Manila clam)
Lineage: Eukaryota; Metazoa; Mollusca; Bivalvia; Venerida; Veneridae
Product: endoplasmic reticulum junction formation protein lunapark-B-like
Biological process (GO): endoplasmic reticulum tubular network organization
Cellular component (GO): endoplasmic reticulum tubular network
Source: RefSeq, a predicted model, not a curated record